GGGCGGGAGAGGGGAGGGAACGCCUCCGGCACUCUGCAGCCCCGCCCCUGUCCCGCCCCCGCCCUCGGGGCCAGGAAGCGGGGAAGGAACCGCCUGGGCCAUGGACGGGGCUGUGAUGGAGGGGCCGCUCUUUCUGCAGAGUCAGCGCUUCGGGACCAAGAGGUGGAGGAAAACCUGGGCUGUGCUCUACCCCGCCAGCCCCCAUGGCGUAGCACGGCUAGAGUUCUUUGACCACAAGGGGUCGAAUUCUGGAGGUGGCCGAGGUGGCUCGCGCCGCCUGGACUGCAAGGUGAUCCGUCUGGCUGAGUGUGUGAGCGUGGCCCCUGUCGCUGUGGAGAGCCCCCCGGAGCCCGGCGCCACUGCCUUCCGCCUGGACACUGCGCAGCGUUCACACCUGCUGGCGGCAGACGCACCAUCCAGUGCAGCCUGGGUGCGGACCUUGUGCCGAAAUGCCUUUCCGAAAGGAGGCUGGGCUCAGGCACAGGCGGAGAACCCAUCUAAAUUUUCUGCCCUGGAGAUGCUGGAGAACUCGCUGUACAGCCCCACCUGGGAAGGGUCCCAGUUCUGGGUAACGGUGCAGAGGACUGAGGCUGCUGAGCGUUGCAGUCUGCAAGGCUCCUACAUGCUGAGGGUAGAGACUGAGAAGCUGACUCUCCUGGCUUUGGGGGCCCAGAGUCAGAUCCUGGAGCCACUCCUUUCCUGGCCCUACACUCUGUUGCGACGCUAUGGCAGGGACAAGGUCAUGUUCUCUUUUGAGGCUGGUCGCCGCUGCCCCUCUGGCCCUGGAACUUUCACCUUCCAGACCACACAGGGAAAUGACAUCUUUCAGGCAGUUGAGACAGCCAUCCAGCAGCAGAAGGCCCAAGGAAAGGUGGGACAGGGACAUGAUGUCUUUCGAACAGACUCUCAUGAAGGGGAGGUGGCAGAGGGGAAGUUGGCUUCCCCUUCUGGUCCCCACGAGCUCCUCGGCAGCCCUCCAGUCUUGUAUGCUGAGCCUUUAGACUCCCUGCGCAUUCCUUCAGGUCCUUCUCAGGACUCUCUAUACUCAGACCCCCUGGACAACACCCCUGCUAGGUCAGGGGAGGGGGUACAUGCCAAGAAACCUCUAUAUUGGGACUUGUAUGGGCAUGUACAGCAGCAGUUGCUGAAAGCCAAGCUGAUGGAUCCCAAAGAGGACCCCAUUUAUGAUGAACCUGAGGGUCUGGCCCCAGCCCCUCCCCGGGGCCUUUAUGAUCUGCCUCAGGAACCCAAGGACGCAUGGUGGUGCCAAGCUCGGGUGAAGGAAGAGGGUUAUGAACUCCCUUAUAAUCCUGCCACUGAUGACUAUGCUGUGCCACCCCCUCGAAGCACAAAGCCUGCCCCUGCUCCCAAACCACAGGGCCUGGUCUUCCCUGAAUCUGGUACUGCAAGUGCAAGCAAAGGCCAGAGCUCAGAUACGGCUCUGUAUAGCCAGGUCCAGAAGAGUGGGACCUCAGGAGGCUGGGAUUGUGGACUCUCUAGAGUAGGAAAUGACAGGACUGGGGUCAAGUCAGAAGACUCCACCUGAGGCAAUUGCUAGUAAGAGGUCCUUGGGGAGGUGGCACUGGGGAUCAAAGGAACCUGCUAGAACCAGAGGGCGGGAAGAGCCCACGUGAGACCAGAGGACAAGGGAAAGAUGACCAGUCCCAAGAAGUUCUAGAAGUAGAAUAGAUGGCAGGGCUGAGGGAUGGGCUUUGUGGAGGGUCAGCAACACCAAGCUAUUGCUUUACCAAAGGAAUGGAUAACUGAUAGAUUAUGUCUAUGGGAAGGGGUCCAUUGGUCAGAGUGGGGACCUUUGGGGGAGAAACCUUCCUCCUGUAUUUUCUUUGACAAGUAUAUUUCUAAUUUAUAAAAAAUUCUCAUUAAAGUCAGUUUGAGUCGAA
Molecule: messenger RNA, 1901 nt
Organism: Nannospalax galili (Upper Galilee mountains blind mole rat)
Lineage: Eukaryota; Metazoa; Chordata; Mammalia; Rodentia; Spalacidae
Gene: Dok1
Product: docking protein 1
Exons: 5
Coding region: 101-1546 (481 amino acids)
Biological process (GO): cell surface receptor protein tyrosine kinase signaling pathway; positive regulation of MAPK cascade
Cellular component (GO): cytoplasm
Source: RefSeq, a predicted model, not a curated record